Arvicola amphibius (Eurasian water vole) is the source of this 2159-nucleotide messenger RNA. Its product is annotated as integrator complex subunit 14. NCBI's taxonomy places the organism in Eukaryota, Metazoa, Chordata, Mammalia, Rodentia, Cricetidae. The transcript is spliced from 2 exons. Gene Ontology annotation, biological process: snRNA 3'-end processing. The record is from RefSeq and is a predicted model, not a curated record. Gene Ontology annotation, cellular component: integrator complex. The coding region runs from base 96 to 1652 and encodes 518 amino acids.
GUUUAAGCUGACGGACCGACGCUGGAGAUGUGCUCCGGCAUUUCUCGGGUUGUAGCUGGCUCUGUUCUGAGAGGGAGCGCUAGAACUGUCCCAUCAUGCCCACUGUGGUGGUAAUGGAUGUGUCCCUUUCCAUGACCCGACCUGUGUCUGUCGAGGGCUCUGAGGAAUACCAGAGGAAGCACCUGGCUGCCCACGGCUUGACAAUGCUGUUUGAACACAUGGCCACAAACUACAAGCUUGAAUUUACAGCACUGGUGGUUUUUUCAUCACUUUGGGAGCUGAUGGUCCCCUUCACAAGAGACUACAACACCCUGCAGGAAGCAUUGAGUAACAUGGAUGAUUAUGACAAAACCUGCUUGGAGUCUGCAUUAGUUGGCGUUUGCAAUAUUGUCCAGCAAGAAUGGGGUGGAGCGAUUCCAUGCCAGGUUGUUCUGGUGACUGAUGGCUGUCUUGGCAUUGGCAGAGGGUCACUGCGACAUUCCCUAGCUACUCAGAAUCAAAGGAGCGAGAGCAACAGAUUCCCACUCCCCUUCCCUUUCCCGUCUAAGUUGUAUGUCAUGUGCAUGGCCAACUUGGAGGAGCUUCAGAGCACUGACUCCUUGGAAUGCCUUGAACGACUUAUAGACUUAAACAAUGGUGAGGGGCAAAUUUUUACUAUUGAUGGCCCCCUGUGUUUGAAAAAUGUCCAGUCUAUGUUUGGAAAGCUGAUAGAUCUGGCGUACACACCUUUCCAUGCUGUUCUCAAGUGUGGCCACCUAACGGCUGAUGUACAAGUCUUCCCCAGGCCAGAGCCUUUUGUUAUAGAUGAAGAAAUUGAUCCUAUCCCUAAAGUCAUUAACACAGACUUGGAAAUAGUGGGCUUUAUUGACAUAGCUGAUAUUUCCAGCCCCCCAGUUUUAUCCAGGCAUUUGGUCUUGCCCAUAGCACUUAACAAAGAAGGUGAUGAGGUGGGUACUGGCAUCACUGAUGACAAUGAAGAUGAAAAUUCAGCCAAUCAGAUCGCUGGCAAAAUACCCAACUUCUGUGUGCUGCUCCAUGGUAGCCUGAAAGUGGAAGGAAUGGUGGCAAUUGUACAACUAGGUCCUGAAUGGCAUGGGAUGCUCUACUCGCAAGCUGAUAGCAAGAAGAAGUCAAACCUCAUGAUGUCUCUCUUUGAGCCUGGCCCAGAACCUCUCCCAUGGCUUGGGAAAAUGGCACAGUUGGGUCCCAUUUCAGAUGCUAAAGAAAACCCUUAUGGGGAGGACGACAACAAGAGUCCAUUCCCCCUGCAGCCCAAAAACAAACGCAGUUAUGCCCAGAAUGUGACUGUCUGGAUCAAACCCAGCGGCCUGCAGACAGAUGUGCAGAAGAUCUUAAGAAAUGCAAGGAAGCUCCCUGAAAAAACACAGACAUUCUAUAAGGAGCUGAACAGGUUACGAAAAGCUGCCUUAGCCUUUGGUUUCCUGGACCUGCUCAAAGGAGUGGCCGACAUGCUGGAGAGGGAGUGCACCCUGCUGCCUGACACAGCCCACCCUGAUGCCGCGUUCCAACUCACCCACGCUGCCCAGCAGCUCAAGCUGGCCAGCACCGGCACCUCUGAGUAUGCUGCAUAUGACCACAACAUCACACCCCUGCACACGGACUUCUCAGGGAGCAGCACUGAACGAAUGUGAUGCUAACCUCUGGAGCUUUCCUUCUCUGUUCAUUUUGUCUGAAAAUGAGCCAUUCAGCCCCAAAUAGCCAUCCAAGGACCUCGAGCUGUCUCAGAAGCAGCACUGCCAGUUUGAAUGUCUCUACUACAGUCUGAGAAAGGUCCGAAGGGUGGUUGUCUGGGGCUUUCACACUAGCUCCGUGGGGCUCAGUCCGAAACAGCUUUUGGUUCAUGUUGAGCACAACUCCUGAGAAGCUUGGACAGAUGAGGACAGAGCUCCACUGCCCCCCUCAGGAAGCCGCCCAGCAAGGGCCUGCCCGCAUCCAAAAAGUUAUAAGGACAUUCUUAUCUACUGUGCUUAGAAUGAGCAAUCCAGAUGUCUAAAACUUGUCUAAGUACAAACCCGAUGCCACCAAGUUUCAAGAUUUUUCUCAGAGCUUGUUAAAAUACAGGUGUGUCUGGUGUGUCCCGAGGUACAGCUCUUUAGACAGCAGCCACAUACGUAUGUGUAAAGUCACUCCUGUUCAUG